AGUUUACAGCUAGAACUGAAUUACAGUAUCUUCUUGCACAAGCAACUCGAAAACAAUCCUGUGCUGGGAUUGCAGUGAAAAAUAUGGAGUCAGGAUUGCAAUAAAAAUGAAAUCUGAUAGUUUCAAAUCCCAAAAUCACUUUGAAACAAGAAAGGCAGUCCGUGGUUGCAGGUAUUAGUUAUCUGAAGAAAAAGACUGAAAUGGUCAUGUAGAGCUAGAAUAGUAUUUACAACCAAAAAGCUUCCCGUUAAUCAAUCAACUAAACUUUACUUUAGAGAGGGAAAAAAAAUAAGAAAAAAAGAAAAAUAAGAAACCUGCAAUCUAGAGAACCUGGAAAAGAAAGAUUUAUCACAAGUCAGUUAAAGGGAAUAAAAUAAGUAUCUAACAUACCAAAAGCAGAGAAUAAUGAGAGUAUCACAUUUACAUUUUUGAGUUUGUUAAAAAAAAUAACAUUUACAUGUGAUUUUUCGCUGUUUGUUUUUUGCGUGCAUUUUGUUUACAUCUCUUUAUAACUAAUUCAUGGUCAUUCAUGAGUUUGCAAAAUAUUUACUAAAAGCAAAAGAAAAAAAACAAACAGGGAACUGAAGUACCUGCUUAUAUGUGAGAGAUUGUAGAAAUGAAGUACCUGAAUUUAAUAAUUUUAGAAGAUGCAGAAAUGAUCAAUCUUAUGUGACCAAUCUUACGUGAUGAAUGUGAUGGAUGGUAGGCCAAUCUUCCCCUACCCCUCUCUGACGUUGUGGCUUUAGGAAAUGCCAUCUCCAGAUACUCGGAAAUAGAUGUUGGCAGCCUUUCUUCUGGCUAGCACUGGAACUCUAGGCAUUCAUGAAAUGGUCAAUAUUUUUUGAGAGACUUAGCAAAGACUUGGAAAGAUCUUAGCAAGUAGGAUCUUGGUGGAUCUUAGGGACUUACCAGUCAUAAUCAUGACAGGAGGGUUUGUCAAAUUCUUGUUGGAAUCACCGAUGAUGGUGGUUAAACAACCGGCCAACAUUAUUUUUCAGAAUACUAAAUAGUUAAAAACCGAAAGAUGAACAAAAAUUUAAUAAUAAGAAGAAGAAGAAAUAAAAUCAUGAAAGAUGGAAAACAAUGUUUGUUGGACCCUUAGUCUUUUCACUGUUUUCCUUUCCUCUCUUUCAUUGCUAUUAAUUUAUGGGAGAAAAUCAAAAGUAAUGAACAGAAUUCAAUAAAAUUAUUCAUAGAUGUAUAAACAGAUUAUGGAUACAAAAGUCAUUAUUGUCCAAGUUUUGGGAAUAGAACGAACAUAUAUAGCAAAAAAGAAAAAUCUGGUUUAGAGUUUUAACGCUAGCCUUUGGUUUCAAUUCAAUAUACUACAUGAAGUAGAAUAUGUGAUUAAUUUCAUCAGUAAUCUAUUGGGGAUUGUGGGAUUCGAAUUCUUAAUCUUUGUAGAAGGAAAUAGAAGCUAUGCCACUUAACUCUAUUGGCUCCCAAUCAUCUUCACCCUUUAAUUCCAUGCUUCACACUUUGUCACGGCUAAGCAACUCACUAGCCAUAUCUUGAAUAAAAAGAUGAACAAUUAACACUGAAUUGAACAGAGACAGUGAUACAAUAACAGUAAAUAAAGUAGAUUAGAUUAGUUACAUAUAUCAGCUGGAUUUUGAAAACUUACUUGAGUUGCUUACUCGUCAAGCAAAGUUUCCUCCUGAACUUUUAUUAUCCACUUACUUCAGUUGCUUACUCCUCAAGCAAAAGUAAGUUGGAUUGAAUGCUUAUUUGAGUUGCUUACUGCUAUUCGUAUUAUCUAGUUACUCAAGAAAAUCAGAAUUUUUAUUCAUCCGCUUACUUGAGUUGCUUAGUCCUCAAGCAAAGUUUUUACCAUCAAUCCUACUUCCUCUAGAAUUCACAAUCCUACUUCCUCUAGACUUCACUAUCCUCCUUCCUCUAGAAUUCACUAUCCUACUUCCUCUAGAAUUCACAAUCCUACUUCCACUAGAAUUCACUAUCCUACUUCCUCUAGAAUUCACACUCGACCCAAAUUGCCUCACCGCCUUUUCACAGCUAUAUAUAGACAGAGAGCACACCACACAAAAAGGUAUAUUACGCAAAUAGUUAGACAAAGAAAGAAAAAAAGAAAAAAGAGAGAGAAAGAGAGGAUUCAGAAUGGCUUUGGACUACUACAGCGUUCUGAACGUGAAGAGGAAAGCCAGCGACGAUGAAGUGAAGAGGGCGUACAAAAGGCAGGCGUUGAUAUGGCAUCCAGACAAGAACCCGGCCAGCAAACAAUCUGAGGCCGAGAAAAAGUUCAAGCAGAUCUCCGAGGCCUACGAAGUGCUCGGUGACCCUCGCAAGCGUCUGAUCUAUGAUGUGGAAGCAAUCAAGUCCGUCCAAUUUCCUCCUCCACGUCCAUCGUCUUCCUGUGCGCCAACUGCUGCUUCAAGAUGCCAUCAGAAACACCACAAUCGGCAGCAGCAUCCGGAUAUUGUGAAGUUACGUGUUUUUGGUGAAGAAGGUUUCUGGGUACGCGUACACCCUACCAGUUGUAAUUGAGGUUUUCUCUUUCUUGAUUUUGACCAUUUAGACUUGUGAGGGAUACCUACCUACGUGUUGCCGGUACUCUUUUUCCUUAUUUGAGGUUUUCCCAUUUAGGGUUUUUUCUUAAUGAGGUUUUAAUGAGGCCGGUGGUAUUCCCUUGAGGUCUUUUGGUCGGUUUGUCCUUCUUGGACUCGAUUUCAGUUGUACUUGACUGACUUUGUAUUGUAGUAGGAGGGAUGCCAACCUAGUUGGGAUGUCUCCUUUCAAGUAACUGUAUAUGCAAAAUUCAUCUUCUUCUUGUUCUUGUUAUUGUUAUU
This is a messenger RNA of Ziziphus jujuba (common jujube), 2804 nucleotides long. RefSeq lists its product as uncharacterized. Gene Ontology annotation, cellular component: cytoplasm; nucleus. The transcript has a single exon. Lineage: Eukaryota; Viridiplantae; Streptophyta; Magnoliopsida; Rosales; Rhamnaceae. The coding region runs from base 2116 to 2502 and encodes 128 amino acids. Gene Ontology annotation, molecular function: protein-folding chaperone binding; protein folding chaperone. The record is from RefSeq and is a predicted model, not a curated record.